GAGGGGCCGGGCGGGACCGGGACCGGACCGGGACGAGGGCCGGUACAAGGGCCAGGAACGGACCGCGCCGGGGCGGCCCCGCGGGCACCGGCAGCGAUGGCGCCGCGGCUGCAGCUGGAGAAGGCGGCGUGGCGCUGGACCGAGACGGUGCCGCCCGAGGCGGUGGCGCAGGAGCACAUCGAGGCGGCCUAUCGCGUCCGGCUGGAGCCCUGCCAGCGCGGAGCCUGCCGGAGGAACUGCCGGGGGAACCCCAACUGCCUGGUGGGCAUCGGGGAGCACGUGUGGCUGGGCGAGAUCGACGAGAACAGCUUCCACAACAUCGACGACCCCAACUGCGAGCGCCGCAAGAAGAAUGCCUUUGUGGGCCUGACCAACCUUGGGGCCACGUGCUACGUGAACACCUUCCUGCAGAUGUGGUUUCUGAACCUGGAGCUGCGCCAGGCGCUGUACCUGUGUCCCAGCGCCUGCAGCGACGGCGUCCCCAAGGACACAGACUACGAGCCCCAGAGCAUCUGUGAGCACCUGCAGUACCUGUUUGCGCUGCUGCAGAACAGCAAACGGCGCUACAUCGACCCCUCGGGCUUCGUCAAGGCCCUGGGGCUGGACACGGCCCAGCAGCAGGAUGCCCAGGAGUUUUCCAAGCUGUUCAUGUCCCUGCUGGAAGAUACUUUAUCCAAACAGAAGAACCCAGAUGUCAGGAACAUCGUGCAAAAGCAGUUCUGUGGAGAGUAUGCCUAUGUCACUGUCUGCAACCAGUGUGGCAGAGAAUCCAAACUGGUGUCCAAAUUUUACGAGCUGGAGUUAAACAUCCAAGGACACAAGCAGCUGACAGACUGUAUAACAGAAUUCCUCAAGGAAGAAAAAUUAGAAGGGGACAAUCGUUAUUUUUGUGAGACUUGUCAGAGCAAGCAGAAUGCCACGAGGAAGAUCCGCCUGCUCAGCCUGCCCUGCACCCUCAACCUGCAGCUCAUGCGCUUCGUGUUCGACAGGCAAACUGGUCACAAGAAGAAGCUGAACACCUACAUCGGCUUCUCGGAGCUGCUGGACAUGGAGCCUUUCAUGGAGCAGAAAAACGGGGUGUACGUGUACGAGCUGAGCGCUGUCCUCAUCCACCGCGGCGUCAGCGCCUACUCCGGCCACUACAUCGCCCACGUCAAGGACCCGCAGACGGGCGAGUGGUACAAGUUCAACGACGAGGACAUCGAGAAGAUGGAGGGCAAGAAGCUGCAGCUGGGCAUCGAGGAAGAUCUAGCGGAGCCAUCGAAAUCCCAGACUCGGAAGCCCAAGUGUGGGAAGGGCACCCACUGCUCCCGGAAUGCCUACAUGCUGGUGUACAGGCUGCAGGCCAGGGAGAAAUCCCUCACUGUCGAGGUGCCAGCUUUCCUGCAGGAGCUGGUGGAGAGGGAUAACUGCAAGUUUGAGGAGUGGUGCAACGAGAUGGCCGAGAUGCGCAAGCAGAGCGUGGCCAGGGGGAAGAUCAAACACGAGGAGGUGAAGGAGCUCUACCAAAGGUUACCCGCCGAAGCUGGUUCCCCCUACGACUUCAUCUCUCUGGAAUGGCUGCAGAAAUGGCUGGAUGAGUCCACUCCUCCCAAACCUAUCGACAACACGGCCUGCCUGUGCUCCCAUGGCAAACUCCAUCCCGAUAAAAUAUCCCUGAUGAAGAGGAUUUCGGAAUACGUGGCCGACUUCUUCUACCGGCGCUACGGGGGAGGGCCCCGGCUCAACGUCAAAGCACUUUGCAAGGACUGUGUGGUGGAAAGGUGUCGAAUCCUGCGGCUCAAAAACCAGCUGAAUGAAGACUACAAAACUGUGACCAACCUGCUGAAGGUCACAGUCAAGGGGAACGACGGGUUUUGGGUUGGAAAAGCAUCUCUGAGGAGCUGGCGUCAGCUGGCUCUGGAGCAGCUCAAUGAGCAAGAUGAAGAUGCAGAGCACAGUAAUGGAAAAAUGAAUGGAAAUGCACAAAACAAAGAUGAAUCAAACGAAGAGAAGAGGGAGGAGGAAGAGGAGUUAAAUUUUAAUGAAGACAUCGUUUGCCCACACGGUGACCUGUGCAUCUCUGAGAACGAGCGCAGGGUGGUUUCCAGGGAAGCCUGGGAGAAACUCAAGCAAUAUUUCCCAAAAGCCCCUGAAUUCCCGAAUAACAAAGAGUGCUGUUCCCAGUGCAAGAUUUUGGAGCGUGAAGGGGAGGAAAACGAAGCUCUCCAUAAGAUGAUGGCCAGUGAGCAGAAGACUUCUCUCCAGAACCUGUUCCAUGAUAAAUGCAGGCCUUGCCUGGGCAGUUGGCCUCAGGAGACAGAUGAGCUGUAUAUUGUUUCGCAGUUCUUUGUAGAAGAAUGGAGGAAAUUUGUCAGGAGGCCGACACGCUGCAGCCCCGUGUCCUCCAUAGCCAACAGUGUCCUGCUCUGCCCCCACGGGGGGCUCAUGUUCACCUUCGCUUCCAUGACCAAAGAAGACUCCAAACAUAUAGCUCUGAUAUGGCCCAGCGAGUGGGAGAGGAUCCAAAAACUCUUCGUGGUGGAUCACGUCAUCAAGAUCACCCGGGCACAGGGCCCCGAGGGCACCCGCUACACCUCGGAGCCCCAGCUGUGCCCGGAGUGCCGGGAAGGGCUCCUGUGCCAGCAGCAGCGGGACCUGCGCGAGUACACCCAGGCCACCGUGUACGUGCACAAAGUGGUGGAUAACAAAAAGGUGAUGAAGGACGCGGCUCCGGAGCUGAACGUGAGCAGCUCGGAGGCUGAAGAGGAAAGGGAGGAAAACAAGCCAGAGGGGGAGCAGGACCCCGAUUUUAACCAGGCCAACGGCGGCGCAAAACGCCAGAAGCUCUCCCAGCAGAGCUACAUCACCUACCAAAAACAGGGAAUCAGGAGGAGCACCCGGCACAGGAAGGUCCGAGGGGAGAAGGCCCUGCUGGUGUCGGCCAACCAGACCCUGAAAGAGCUGAAAAUACAGAUCAUGCACGCCUUCUCCGUGGCCCCCUUCGACCAGAACCUGUCCAUCGACGGCAAGAUCCUGAGCGACGACACGGCCACGCUGGGCAGCCUGGGGGUCAUCCCCGAGUCCGUCAUCCUGCUCAAGGCUGAUGAGCCCAUCGCGGAUUACGCAGCCAUGGACGACGUUAUGCAAGUUUGUAUGCCCGAAGAGGGAUUUAAAGGGACUGGUUUACUCGGCCACUGAUGGUUUUCCAAGAGGAGCGACCCGAAGGGAAGAGGAUUUGGAACGUGGUAGGGCAUUAAAAGCAUCCAAAAAAAAAGGUGGUUACGGGACUUUGUGACUCUUCCAGAAAGCAGGAAAACCCCCGAGUGAGGCGUGUGCUCCCCAAAGCAAACCAAACCAAUGCCUUAUGUCAAAGCAGAUUGCACUGAGGGACAUUCCUGCUCCAGGAGAACGUCCCGGGUUGGUUUAAUAAAGAGCAGGAAGGUUGGGAAGUUGAGCAGCAGUUGGUGUGUUCGGGGCGAGGGGGUGUCCCCAUGAUCCCAUAGAUUCCAACCAUCCUGCUCCAUCCUCCUCUUUAGGAUAACCCUGUCUUUGAUCCACUGUCAGGCCAGCUUGGAAGUGCAGGAGUUGGGACUGGGUGAGGAAUGUCUGGCAGACAACGAAUCUUUGUUGAUUUGACCCCAAAUGGGAGCUGGGAUCUGCUUCCCAAACCUUCCCCAGGGCCGCAUCCCUCUCUGCAUCCCUCUGCCACUUCCACACCUUGGAUGAUCCAAGAACCAUCUGGGCUCUGGGAACUGGGUUGGGGUUUUUUUUCUAGAAAUUUGGGGUAUUUUAGUCACUCUGGAGAACAUUUUCUUCCAGGAGUGCUUGGGACAGCCGGAGCCAGCAGGGGGGUGCAGGUGGGAAGCAUUUCCCAUGGGAAGAGGGGGUUUUUCCCCCUUUAUCCUCAUUUUUCAACAAUGCACUAAUUAUUAUUAUUAUUAUUAUUAUUAACAUCUCCCAGCAAGGAUUUCUCCCCAUUAAUAUUUAGCAGGAACUAUCCCACUUCCAGAUUGAUCCAUACCAGGCACUGCCGAGGGAUCUCUGUCCUGAAAUUCCAGGUUUCCUCUUCCUUUCCAGCCUUUUCCCUUGUUUCCCUGGAAAAAUACGAUGUGGAGAUCACAUCAGUUUUAUUUUGUCAAGGUUUGCAGAAAUUUGGGAUGCAAAAAGAGGGGGGAGGGGCACAAAUCCCAUCCCCCAAAACUCCACUGGAUUUGAUUUCCGAGGUUUGAUUUCCAAGGUUUUAUCCGAAGAAUUCCAGCUGUUCUUUGCCAAACCCCCUCCUCCCUGUCCCCGCUGCGUUUGGGGGUGAAGCAGCAGCAUUUGAGGGGCUGUAAAGCUCCUAAAAAGAGGGGGUUUGGGGCAGUUUGGAGCCGUGGAUUCUUUCCCAAGGUACAGACAUGAGGAAUUCCAUGUGCCGAAGCCACGAGAGGUUUUUUCUUCCCAGCCUGAAGCACUCGCUUGUGUACAUAUUCCUUGGAAAUUCCAUCUUUUCAAGUUGCUGUUCAUUUUUUUUAAUGUUAUAUAUAUAUAUAUAUAUAAAAAAGAAAACACAAAA
Messenger RNA from Corapipo altera (White-ruffed manakin), 4537 nucleotides. RefSeq names its product ubiquitin specific peptidase 48 (gene USP48). Gene Ontology annotation, molecular function: cysteine-type endopeptidase activity; protein binding; cysteine-type deubiquitinase activity. Lineage: Eukaryota; Metazoa; Chordata; Aves; Passeriformes; Pipridae. The coding region runs from base 97 to 3180 and encodes 1027 amino acids. Gene Ontology annotation, cellular component: nucleus; cytosol. Gene Ontology annotation, biological process: protein deubiquitination. The record is from RefSeq and is a predicted model, not a curated record. The transcript has 27 exons.